Dibothriocephalus latus is the source of this 330-nucleotide messenger RNA. The record is from the annotation of a GenBank genome assembly. Lineage: Eukaryota; Metazoa; Platyhelminthes; Cestoda; Diphyllobothriidea; Diphyllobothriidae.
GAUCCUGAACUGUGGAAGGUCUUCUGUCACAACACGGGCCGAAUAGGCUAUGUUCCGUCAAACAAUUUGCACAUCUGCCCCACCGAAGAUAAUUCUGUUUGUGGCAGCCCUCGAACUCCGAAGACCCAUUCACAGUCCGGUACCCUAUCUCGAAUGCGCCUUCGACUCAGUCGUCGAGAAAAAAAAGGGUCUUGCCUAACAGAAGAUCCCAUCCGCCGAAUAGACCAGGGAAAAAACCAACAACCCCUUUGUCUUGGAGCCAGUUCGACCGUCAUUACCGGCGAUGUACCCCAUAGCGGGGUGGGCGCGGAGACCCUGACUGACCCGUGA